This is a messenger RNA of Staurois parvus, 326 nucleotides long. NCBI's taxonomy places the organism in Eukaryota, Metazoa, Chordata, Amphibia, Anura, Ranidae. The record is from the annotation of a GenBank genome assembly.
GUCAUGUGAUCAGCUGUGUCCAAUCACAGCUGAUCACAUGGCACUGAUGAUCAGUGUGCCCUGAUGAUCAGUGUGGCCCCAGAAGUGCUACCUGUCAGUGCUCAUCAGUGCCAGUGCCCAUCAGUGCCACAUCAAUGCCACAUAUCAGUGCAUACCAGUGCACAUCAAUGCCACAUAUCAGUGCCCAUCUGAGCUGCCUUUCAAUGUCACCCAUCAGUGCCAGUCAGUGCCACCUAUCAAUGCCAAUCAGUGCCACCUAUCAGUGCUGCCAAUCAGUGCCACCUAUCAGUGCCAGUCAGUGCUACCUAUCAGUGCCACCUAACAGU